UUUUGAAGCGUUCAGGGGGUAGCCUGUAGUAAAGACAACAUUACUCGGCUAUAAAAAGCGCGGCAGACUUGCAAAGUAGCUCAGUUGAAUGAACAUACGCCAUGCAGCAGAUACAGUCUUGGUCAUCAAUUCUGGUGGUUUUAGCAGCCUUGUUGCUGAAUCAGGUGACAAUUUCACAAUGUUAUUCUCAUUUCACUUUGAAGUCCUCAAAGACCAACGGUCUACCUAUUGACCCGGCGAUGGAAAAAAUUCAACCCAGAACUAUUGACUGUGGCGAUGCACUUCAGCGGCCGAGUAAAAAAGAUUUAAACGAGAGGAAGCUUCGUAGACGUCUUGCGGGGAGCAUUGACGAGCGAUUUUUGUCCAUAAUGGAGCCCUUGCACUCAUCGGAUACAUUUGUGAGACAAGUUUCGUUGCGUGGCAUCAGCACGUCGGAAAAGAAUUUACUCAGGCAAAUCAUCAGGAAUGAGACAUCACCAAAAAUGGGCAAGCCAUCCCCGUUUAUAGAGAGAUAUAUGAUGAAAUGGCUCAUUCAGAAAUCAGACUGUCCUGUUGAAUACACUUGGAAAGAUUUGGGAUUCUGUUAUUGGCCUCGCUGGAUAUCGGUAAGAACAUUUUUUUUUUUUAUAUAUAUACUUUGACAUAUCGACCUCGGAUAGCUAUGAAACACGUACCCCAUAUGUGAACAAAUAUGUAGAUGAAGGUGUGUGGCUAAUUAUAAUCUCAGUUACAGAUAGAUUUUCGUCGAUUUCCGAGCAAUCAGUUAGAAUUUCAGCCCACUUUUCAGCCAUCGUGAGUUCAAAAAAACCUUAAUUUGUCAGCUGUUCAGUUGCUGAAAGCUACAAUUUUUGACUUAUUCUCAGUUGCUGGUUUGUACUUCCAGAAUACGCACAUUCACGAUUAAACAAAGCGUAUUAAACAGAGUUUGGUCUCGUUCUUGGUAAAAGAAAACAAACUUGCGCCACAGGACCCCAGUAAUUAGUCAGUUCUAAGAGGCCUUUCACCACGGAGGAGUCAAAAUUGAGAGUCUAAUUAUUAGGUAACAUUAUUAUCAAGAAGAGUGUUUCUUCAAGAUCCGUUUCCAGAGUAACUUAAUAGUUUUUAAAUGGCCACACCUUCAAGAGAAUCCGCAGAGUCAACAGGCAGACUGAUUACGUUGUAUGUGGGACAGGAUCUUGGGCAUCCUCGGAGACCCACGGCAGGGGCAGCUAGUCGGGACGAUAGCAUUGGCGGAUCCAUACAUUCAGAUAAGGGGAGUAGGGGCGCGGUCAUUCGGACCCUGAGAUAAGGGGGAUGCCCGGUCUCAAAACAAAAAUUUUCUGCCCUUCGUGCCUCAGUUUGGUCUAAUUAGCCCCUCCCCUAGAUCCGCCAUUGGAUAGAAUGUUCGUAGUGAAAGUUUACUAUAAGAUCGAACAUUCUAUCGUCCCGACUAGCUGCCCCUGGGUCUCCGACGAUGGAUCUUGGUAAGCGGACUGCAAUAGGUCGCAAUAGUCAGUGCGGUGAAUCAUUUGUUAAGUUGAAAAAGUCAGAGUUGCUAAUCUUGGUACUCCCAACGUCACACACCGAUCAUUCUCCUUAGCAGCUUUCAAUUCAAUCAUAAAUUGAGAAGCAAAGGCAAAGACUCGAAAGUUGGAAAAUCAUGACGCCACUUAAAGCAUCACAAGCGAUACAACAUUUCAUUGAACUGCAUUCAGGUUUAUUUCUCCAAUUUUAUUUAAAUGGCUUCAAUCUAUACAAUAAGAAAAAGGUCUUUUAAGCAUACUAUACAGAGGGAGGGUUAGAGUAUAUAGUCUACGCUCUGACAUGCAAAGAUAUAGUUUCAUCAAGUGAGUUGAUAAGGUAGAAAGAACUGAUUUGGGAUUCUGUCAUCGGUCUCGCUGGUCUGACAAGUGCCUAUGAAAGCAUGACUAAGCAAUGCACAUGCAAUGCACAUGCAAUGCACAAUGCACUGCCUUUUUGUUUCAUGUUAAUCUGUUUUCUCAACGUGUUUCUAACAUGACUGAUAACAAGAGGGCAGAAUUUGUCACUGUUGUGUCACUGAAUUGCUGUUGUUCAAUUCAAAGUAUAAACCAAUGAUCCGCGGGAGAUAACGAAUUAUUUGCAUGCACGCGUCUAUAUAUGGUUACAUGAAAAUUGUUACUUGACUCUGCAUGAAAUCAGUAGCUUAUUAGCGAUAUCCCCUCUUAGAAAGAUACCGUGGAGCGUGUCAUAUUGUUCUAUUUUUAUGUUUUUAAAAAUGAAGUUAAGGGCAUGUUACGAUGUAUAUAGUCCAUGCAAAGGCGAAAAUCCUCAUGCACUCCAUUAAUAGGCUUUUAGGGGGGUGUGACUUAAGCUCUUUUUGACGAUGCUAUGGUUAACCUCUAUCGAAACCCAAACGAGAGAAACACAACUCAGAAUUCCUAAUCUAAAAAUGGGCGAACUUUCGGCCAAAGGACUGUGAAAUUCAUGCAAUUACUGGUUACAAUUUAUUUAAAUCAUGAUUAGGCAAAAAUCUUUAAAUAAAUAAAUAAAUAAAUAAAUAGAUGAAUAAAAUAUGCAAUUAUGACGUAACUUGAGGAAUGUUUGUAUAAACUAGAGCUAGAGUUAUUUAAAGAAAUUAAAGUACUCAUGAUACGCCCUAAUAAAUAAAAAUAGGUUACUUUUAACGUUUCCCUUGGCAGAAUAUUUGAAGCAAGAUUCCUCCCUGAAAACGCAUUGCACACAGCAACCGCCUUAAGUGACCGUAAUAUAAAAACAAUCCAUCAGGAAAUCAAAACAACAAGUUCACACGCGUCCUCAACGCAAAGCUUGUUAAACUUUGCGUGCCGGCAUACCGAGUAGGUCCUUUUGCGGUUGAAUUAUUCAGGAUUUGUAGGUCAUGAUCGUAACCCCUUAUUGAACUCAUUAAUUUGACAAGUAAUCUUGCAAAGUGAAUGUAUUUUUUACACGAGUGGGAAAGUGAUUUUAAGUUUGACGAUCAAAUAAUGAAAAUGGAGAAAGAUUUGUUGAGUUCUUUGGUUCAAAUUCCAAACUCAGGAAUGCAAAUGACUUUGGUUACUUAGUGACGAGGGCCCUUAGUUCGCGCGCUACGCGGCUUAGUUGCCUCAUUGUGAAACUGAUACAACAAGAGCCUCUGGAUAAUGGAUUUAACGGAUCUAAACUCCAGCCAACAGAAAUAUUCGGAAGCGGCCGGGAAGUUCAGAUCAAUAGCUAAAAAUUGGAUAAGCAAUCAAGUAAGAACAGAUUGCAAAAACAGUUGAGAUUUUAUUGUUGAUGAGAGGUAGAGUGCUCUACUUACAUCGAUUUAUCCCCUGGAAGCCGGAAAAUACGAUUGGGACAACGUUUGUGCAGAACACGUUCACUAGUUCACUGAUGUUCGUCAGCUGAAUUGGGCCAAACGCUAUUCUCUCUAUGCACUCUUGAUUACUCUCUCUUUAAGAAUAUUGGUCCCUUCUUUCUUUUAUUUAAAUUUUUAGGCAAGAAACUCGGCGCGUACUAAAACUUAUUAAGGCUGAUUUCGCUGCACUAAUAGAGAAGUACGUGGGAGCAGGGGCUUACGCACUUUAGUCUAAACCAAAAGAUAACGGUAUAGUAAAAUUCAGAAGAGUUUGAUUCCUUAAAAGAUGACUUAUUGGAAACUAGGAUAAAGAUCCUGAAAUCUGGACAUUUAUUUAUUUAACCCUUUGAAUAUAAGAGGAUUUCCCCGCCUAGGACCACCAUUAAAGAGAUGUUAAAUUAGCUCUGCGUACACACGGUUGAAUUUCCUUAACAUCUGUUCAGAGUUUAGGAAUAUUUCUGAAAUUCAAUUAAUUUGGAAUACAGACCAAACUGAAAUGUAUUGAUUUUUGGCUUCAUUCCGGCCAGCAGCACAAGCCAUAGUGGCUGAGCACUUACAGUCACGAGCCUUUGUUUUCAAAAGGAAAUCUUCAUUUUUAAAGAAAAACGCUUUCGAAAGAAAACGACCAUCAUCUCCUACAGUAUAAACUUUAGAUCGCUAUUUAGCAAAAGUUAGUUGAAAAAGAAGUAUAAGAAAGAAAGAGAGGAGAUCGAAGUUUUUUGUAAGUGAGUAUGUCCUCAAGUACAACCAGUUGAACAUUAUGAAAAGGGAGAAAAUGUUUAGGCAACACGGUUUUCGUCAGGACCUUAACGGAAUGUGAACAGGUAUUUUGAUUCGUUUUUGAAUGUUUCGGCCAGUUUUUAAAAGCCAUAAUCUCACAUGAAAAAUUAAGGUUUAAGGCGAAGAGUAAUGGUAGAUAAUCGUUAACACGUCAUCAAGGAAACUGUUGAAUCUUUAGAGGUAGCACGUCCGUUUUUCGAACUGAAAUAACAUUAGAUUAAGGAUGGGGCAAUUUUUCUGUCUUUAAUCCAGCUUAGCUGACACGAGCCCCUCUUUUUGGUUUUACCAACAAAGAAAGCAUUCUUAAACUUACACGUGUCGUUUCUUUCAACUGGCUUAGUGAAGUCAAGUGAAAGCGGGCCAAGUAUUCAAAAGUGAAGAACAACGGGAUUAAAAAUAUUUCAGUAUUUUACCGCUUGUCAAGCUUAGAUUAACGAAAUUCAUUCACCUACACAGGCAGGAGGUUGCAAAAACAGAUCUACACAACACUAAGAAGCUAUAAUCGGGUAAUAACAUCUACAUUUAGCAGUGAUAUAUUAAACUACAAAAAUAGCUUUGGCAGGAACAUUCCAUUCAACGAAAUUCAAGGACGUUCACGAUUUUAAAAUACUGCCUGCCUAUACGAAAAUUAGCUUCUCUUAAAAAAGGCAUUAAACUAUAACCAAAAACUUAUCAACUUUCAGGGGGUAAAGAGGAAUGAUGGUAUGUUCAUAUCCAUUAUAUAUUCUUCAAAAUUUUUAUAUUCCAUCCUAUUCCAGUCAACAUAAAUUAUCAUUCCGUUUGAAAACUAAAUCACUACAUGGCAAAACGUUAUUUCGUUGUUGUCCCCGAUGAACUUAGCCAAAAGUUUAAACCCGCUAAAACUUCAUUUAUGUCCUUAUUUUUAUUAACUUUUAAUAAUUAAAUCGUUUCCUUCAUAAGGCUCCUGCUUUUUAAUUCAUGUCUUUAAUCUAUAAGCUAAGGAGAAAGGGAUUAUUUUCAGAAGACGUAUUGAUGAAAGUCGCAAUAAAGGUGUCGACUUAAAGUUUAGUGAAAAUAGUAACGCUUGUUACCAACUGACACAAUUCGUUAACGUGGUCUUCUUAAUCAACCUCACUUUACUCGCGGCAGUCUUCAACGUUGGUCGGGAGAAAUAGCACUGAGAUGUUACUUAGAAGUGAAUGUCGCAUUAAUUUUUUAUUGUUCCUGAUUUAUAUAGUUACAGGAGUGACGAAUUUGUGACUUUACGACCACGCAAAAUAUCAGCCAGAGAUUGACACCCACCAAACUUUGAAUAAGAGCAACUUUCUGCAGAUUUUAUAACUUUUUGUUGGUGACGUGUGUCAAGAAAGAAUAACCGUUCAGCAAUCUGGCGACCUUAGAUGUUUUGCACAAUAUUUUUUAAAACACUUACUACGUAAAUUCAUCCCAACACGAACGAUCCUCGAUGAAUGCCCAUGUUCAUACGUACAAGCAACAUGGCAAGCGUUGUUAGGUUCCAUAUUAAUUUUACUUAUUUAAUGUUUAUUUUCUAGUUGGGCCGCUGUGUAAACAAGCAGUGUUCCUGGCCUUUGGGAAUGUCAUGUGCUGCCUCCGAACUUGCCCCUGUUUACUUAUUACGCUGGAACUGCAAAAAACGCGGCGGGAAAAAAGCAAGGAGAGGGACUGACUCCGAGCGUGUUUCCUGCCGAUGGGUGAAGUUCAGGUAUCCCAUCAUUCAUCAGUGCAAGUGCAAGUGUCAAGAAAAGAGAGAGAAUGGGCACGAAACAUCGUCGGAACUGUUGUCUCCUGGUCUGCUAGAGCGAAUUGCAGGGAACUAA
Porites lobata is the source of this 5895-nucleotide messenger RNA. The record is from the annotation of a GenBank genome assembly. NCBI's taxonomy places the organism in Eukaryota, Metazoa, Cnidaria, Anthozoa, Scleractinia, Poritidae.